AUGAAGCGCAAACUGGAUGCCAACGACGCGCCAACGGUGGAGGUGGCCCCCGAAAGCCAGCCCGAUGAUCCUUCGUUCGACAGUUUCGGUCUCGACCCUCGCCUGAUGCAGGCCGUUGCAAAGGCAAAAUUCUCGGCCCCUACCUUGGUGCAAGCGAAAGUGAUACCUUUGGCACUCGAAGGAAAAGAUAUACUCGCAAAGUCAAAGACAGGGAGCGGCAAGACCGCCGCCUACAUACUGCCCAUCCUCCAGUCGAUUCUCCGCCGAAAAAAGACCUCACCGAAGGACAAAGCCACCUCCACUCUUGUCCUUGUACCCACGCGUGAACUGGCAGAUCAAGUGCACAAGGCUUUCGGCUCACUUUCGGCAUUCUGUUCCAAGGACAUACAAUCAUUGAACCUGACUCAACGGCUGUCAGAUGCCGUGUUGCAGGCCGUGUUGCAGGAUUCCCCCGACAUCAUCGUGUCAACGCCGGGAAGAGUGACCCAAUACUUGAACUCGGGUAGAUUAUCUCUUGACAGAAUCAGUCAUCUUGUUAUUGACGAAGCGGACAUCGUCCUGUCUUACGGAUACGAAGAUGAUAUCAACACAAUUGCCUCCAUUCUCCCACGCGGCGUGCAGACCUUCCUGAUCAGUGCGACCUUGACACCAGAGGUGGAGGAGUUGAAAACAAUAUUCUGCCGUGAUGCGGCGGUGGUCAAGAUCGACGAAAAAGAGGAAAAAGGUGAAGGAGUGACCCAGUACGUCGUCCGCUGUGGGGAGGAUGAGAAAUUUCUGCUCAUGUUCGUUUUGUUCAAACUGCGCCUGGUCAGGGGCAAGGCCAUCAUCUUUGUGCAAGAUGUUGACAGAAGCUAUCGCCUGAAGCUCUUUUUGGAACAGUUUGGGAUCAAAUCAUGCGUGCUGAAUGCCGAGCUCCCGGUCAACUCCAGACUUCACGUCGUCCAGGAGUUCAACAAAGGCUUGUACGACAUUCUCAUCGCCGCCGAUGAUCAGGAGGUUCUUGGCGGCAUCGUCAGGAGACAGAAGGCCCAGCUGCAAACUCUCGAUGGUCAGGAGAACGAAAUGAGCGACGAGGAUGACGGAGUCGAGCAACAUGUUUCGAAAAAGGCCAAGAUUUCGAAGAACGAAAAGGAUUAUGGUGUUUCCCGAGGCAUCGACUUCCAAAAUGUUGCCUGCGUCAUCAAUUUUGAUCUCCCGCAAAACUCAAAGUCGUACACACAUCGCAUCGGCAGGACGGCGAGAGCGGGAAAGGCGGGCAUGGCGUUGUCGUUCGUGAUCCCCAAAGACCGUUUCGGCAAACACAAAGCCACAUGUAUCCCAUCGGCUAAGAACGAUGAGCGUGUCCUGGAGAAAAUCAUUGCUCGGCAGGCAAAGAAGGGCAAUGAGGUGAAGCCUUAUCAUUUUGACAUGGCCCAGGUUGACGCCUUCCGCUACCGCAUGAACGAUGCCUUGCGAGCUGUCACUCGCGCGGCGGUUCAUGAAGCCCGCGCCCGAGAGAUCAAGCAAGAGCUGAUUAAGAGUGAGAAGCUAAGGAAACAUUUUGAAGAGAAUCCAGACGACCUCCGCCAUCUCAGGCACGACGGCGAACAUGGUGCUAUUGUCCGACAUCAAUCCCACCUCAAACAUGUUCCAGAUUAUCUCUUGCCGCCGCAAGGCAGGAAGGGUGUGACUUCUGAGGACAUUGGCUUUGUCGGGUUAAGAAAACUAGACCCGGACAGCAAACGAAAGGAUAGCAAGAAGCGAGGCGGCAUCCGCAAAGGCCGUGCAGGCGGGAAAACAAGGGGGAAGGUUGACCCGUUGAAGUCUUUCAGUGCCAGAAAGCGACGCUGA
Molecule: messenger RNA, 1830 nt
Organism: Capronia epimyces CBS 606.96
Lineage: Eukaryota; Fungi; Ascomycota; Eurotiomycetes; Chaetothyriales; Herpotrichiellaceae
Product: ATP-dependent RNA helicase dbp9
Exons: 1
Coding region: 1-1830 (609 amino acids)
Cellular component (GO): nucleolus
Molecular function (GO): ATP binding; RNA helicase activity; nucleic acid binding
Source: RefSeq, a predicted model, not a curated record